This is a messenger RNA of Orbicella faveolata, 1518 nucleotides long. RefSeq lists its product as uncharacterized. Gene Ontology annotation, cellular component: Ino80 complex; nucleus. The record is from RefSeq and is a predicted model, not a curated record. Lineage: Eukaryota; Metazoa; Cnidaria; Anthozoa; Scleractinia; Merulinidae. Gene Ontology annotation, biological process: chromatin remodeling.
UGAAGGAUUCUGGUAGUUGUAGUCAAAUGACGCCAUCAUGCAAAUUGCAUAUUCAGAUCUGCAAUAGACCACCAUCCUAUAAUAAUAACAGUACCAGGAAUAGCAAAAAUCUUUAUAGGAGGAAGUGCCCGUCAUGUAAACAUGUGGUUUUUAGGGAGGUCCUCCACAAAAUAAAAAGUACAAAACAAAUAUUCAAAAAAUAUUAAAAAAAAAAAAUUAAGAUGAAAAUACUAAAUAUAGAAUGUCACAGAAAUAAUGAAGACUUAAAAAUGUACAUAUUUACAGAGCAUUGCUGUGUUAUCCCAUGAACUGUGUGCUUUAGAAAUUGUAAUUUCUCAAAUGAAGCUGUAAGCUGAUAAAAAUGUCUACAGUGGAAUCUCAAUUUCUCAAAUUCUCAAUGUUUUGAACCUCCAGAUAACUUGAACCAAAGUCACUUUCCUCCCCUGAGUUAACCACCGUGAUUUCCCCCAUUUUCUCAAACUUCCCAAAUUUUCAAACCAUUUUCGUUUUCCCUGGGGGUUCAAUAGAUUUGCAUUCCACUGUAUUCAGUGACCUCUGUAAAGCUAGUCAUUACAUUUUAGCAAACAUCUCAUAAAAUGAGACUGCUAGUUAGUUCAAUUAUUUGCUCAUCAUCUCUAUUCUCAUUGACAAAAUUUCAUAUUCCGAUAUUCCGAGUGGGAAGAAGCUACAAAUGUCUGCAAAUUAAGCCCAGUGUGAUGCGUUAAUGGACCUUAGUCAGCCUCCAACAUUUUCAAUGCCAUUGAAAUUAUUGAUAUUUCAUGGUGAAGCAAAAUCUUAUUGGUUUACUGGGGGUGAACCAGCUGCUGUCAACAACAAGAAAAGUAUUCAGUGUAAAUACGUAAAUAAUGGCAACCAGUGUCAGGAGAGAAUCAGUAAGAGAUCCAAGUCAGGAUACUGUAAUGCACACAGGACUGUUAUACGUAUUUCCAAACAAGCAGUGGCCUCUUCUCCCAAACAACUUCACACAAACUCAAAACCUGUUCCUGAUCCACAAAGAGACGAUUCAGCUAUGGUGGACCAACAACAGUUGGAACGGCUUCACCAACUCUCUGAAGCAAGCAGCUGUACCACCUCUCACAUGCCACAGGCCACUGAAGAACUUCCACAGGAAAUGUUCAAUGUGGAGGAUGAUGACAGAGAUAGGUGUGUUUAUCAUUCACGACUUGUUCUUGAUUAAUAAAUGCAAUAAACCAACAGUAUUUUUUCACUAUUACGCCAUUUUACCACACAAGGUCAAGAGAACGCGCAAAAUGUAUAUGGCUGAACAUUGGCCUCGUUCUUUUCUCGGGUGUUUAUGGACCUCGAAUCCGUCUGUGUCCAUAAACGCCGAAAAAAGAACUUGGCCAAUAUCCAGCCAUCUUGACCUCACGCUUGGUCAAUAACCAUUCUCUCGCGGGACACAGCGGGUGAUCCCGGGCGGGCUUUCCAGCUUGGAUAGCCAGUCACAGCGCCGGAUUCGGUUCAUCUUGCCCGCUCAGUGAGCUAGCCAUAUAGACA